This is a messenger RNA of Belonocnema kinseyi, 634 nucleotides long. RefSeq names its product myosin-2 essential light chain (gene Mlc-c). The transcript is spliced from 4 exons. Gene Ontology annotation, cellular component: myosin II complex. The record is from RefSeq and is a predicted model, not a curated record. Lineage: Eukaryota; Metazoa; Arthropoda; Insecta; Hymenoptera; Cynipidae. The coding region runs from base 126 to 569 and encodes 147 amino acids. Gene Ontology annotation, molecular function: myosin heavy chain binding; calcium ion binding.
CAUACCACGUCGUUGACUCACUUCCGGUUUAGAAACGACUCGAGUCACGAACAGUGUAGAAGAAAGCACAGAGAAGAUAGGUUAUAGUAAACCUCUGCCUCUUGUUACGGACUUCGAGCGAGAAAAUGGUUUCUUAUUCCGAGGAUCAGCUGGCCGAGUUCCAGGAAGCUUUCCAGCUUUUCGACAGCCGUGGUGAUGGAAAGAUCCACGUUGCACAAAUUGGCGACGCUUUGCGCGCUCUAGGACAAAAUCCGACCGAGUCUGACGUGAAGAAAUUCACGCAUCAGCACAAACCUGACGAAAGAAUCAGUUUCGAAGUUUUCCUGCCAAUCUACCAGGCAAUUAGCAAAGCGCGCACAUCGGAUACUGCUGACGAUUUUAUUGAGGGUUUACGUCACUUCGACAAGGACGGAAAUGGCUUCAUUUCUUCUGCUGAACUCAGACAUCUCCUUACAACUCUUGGUGAGAAACUGAGUGACGAGGAGGUCGAAACUUUACUCGCAGGUCACGAAGAUUCCCAAGGUAACAUCAACUACGAAGACUUUGUUCGUCAAGUAAUGUGCGGCUGAGUGUGUAGUUAAUCUUUUUUUUUUUUUUUAUUCAAUAUUAUAAAGUUACUUACGUAUUAAAUUUU